Messenger RNA from Rhinolophus ferrumequinum (greater horseshoe bat), 1431 nucleotides. It is a transcript of the gene CHAC2, whose product is annotated as ChaC glutathione specific gamma-glutamylcyclotransferase 2. Bases 74 to 628 code for a protein of 184 amino acids. Gene Ontology annotation, biological process: glutathione catabolic process. Gene Ontology annotation, molecular function: glutathione specific gamma-glutamylcyclotransferase activity; gamma-glutamylcyclotransferase activity. The transcript has 3 exons. The record is from RefSeq and is a predicted model, not a curated record. NCBI's taxonomy places the organism in Eukaryota, Metazoa, Chordata, Mammalia, Chiroptera, Rhinolophidae. Gene Ontology annotation, cellular component: cytoplasm.
GCGCAACCGGUAACUGGUGUCUUGCAAGCCACAGAUCCGGCCUGCACCUCCGAGACCACCGAGGAGGAGAAAGAUGUGGGUUUUCGGUUACGGAUCCCUGAUCUGGAAAGUGGACUUCCCCUAUCAGGACAAGCUGGUCGGAUACAUCACAGGGUACAGCAGGCGCUUCUGGCAAGGCAGCACAGAUCACCGCGGAGUCCCCGGCAAGCCUGGAAGAGUUGUGACUCUUGUUGAAGAUCCUGGGGGUUGUGUAUGGGGUGUUGCUUACAGACUGCCAGUAGGAAAGGAAGAAGAAGUAAAAGCAUACCUUGACUUUAGAGAAAAAGGAGGCUACAGGACCACAACAGUCAUUUUUUAUCCGAAAGAUCCCACAACAAAACCAUUCAGUGUGUUGCUAUAUAUUGGAACAUGUGAUAAUCCUAAUUAUCUUGGUCCUGCACCUCUGGAAGACAUUGCUGAACAAAUUUUUAAUGCAGCUGGUCCAAGUGGAAGAAAUACAGAGUAUCUUUUUGAACUUGCAAAUUCUAUUAGGAACCUUGUGCCAGAAGAUGCAGACGAGCAUCUUUUCUCUUUGGAAAAAUUAGUAAAGGACCGUUUAGAAGGAAAACAGAACAUCAAUUGCUUAUAAAGACCUAAUGAUUGACUUUUCCAAACAAACAGAGCUUUGAGUCUUUAGAAAAUAGUUUUUGCACAAUUGCAAUAUGAUUUAGAAAGACCUUAUUUAUUUUUAAUGUAGUCAAGAUAUCAAAAUUUAUAGUUUAAUUGAAAGUAUCCUGAAACACAUCAUAUUUGAAAUAUUGGAGUACAGGUGAAGAAAAAAAAUUCAAGUUUUAAUAAUAAUAAUGAUUUCCUAACUAUAUGAUAUUGAAUACUUGCUCAUGAGAAGUGAGUUCUUAGAAAAAUACAAUGAAGGAUGCAGUUUAGAGCUUGUUUUUAUCAGAGUAAAAAGAAUUCUGUUAUUUCAUAUCACAGUACUAUUUUAAAGUUGUAGGCGAAUUAAACCAAAAGUCCAGUAAAUAUAAUAAGGUUAUACCUUCAUUAUUGUAAGAAUGUACAAUAAUUCUUAUACAAAAUUCUGCAACCAUGGUUUAAAAUAUACACGCUUAAAAUAAUGGGUAAUUAGAAUUAUACAGUAACAUAGAUAAGAUUUCAGCCUUGAUUGUGAACUUUCUUGUUAAGAUAUUAAAUGAGACCCUUUCCAAUUUAAGCCAAAAAAAAGCAGUUUUAAUAUAAAAAUGUCCUUGUAAUUAUAAUGUACUAUACCUCUCCUUCUUUGAGUAAAUGCAUUAAUUAACCACAUGGAAGAAAUUCAGCUGAAAAAGCACAAAUUACAUAAUACAAAUCACAUCCACUAACAAUGUAGUCUGUCAUUCACUUUGUAUUAAUCUUAUACUGAAAUUUUUCUUUAAAAAAUAAAGAUAGGCUUUCUAA